AUGAAUAGGAACGAUGAAGUUAAAGUAAAGUCCUUUGAAGAGUUUAAGCUACAGCCUAUCGGACAUGCUAUUUCGGGUGCUGAUGGUUCCACUAUUGCCAGCUUGUUUAUCUAUCCGCUAGAUAUAUCAACAAUUCGACUGCAACUCAAUAACGAUAAAAAAGAUAAAAAAGGAAUUCUACACACUAUUUAUGAUAUCUAUCAACAAGAGGGUGGCCUCAAAGCACUUUACGCUGGUCUUGGCUCUGACACAGUUGCUACUGUCCUUUCUAACUUCAUUUAUUUCUAUUGUUAUACAGCACUCCGUAAUCUACAAGAGAAGCUAAAUCGAUCUAUGGGCAAGCAAAAUGCCGAUUUGAAUAUUGCUCAGGAAUUGUUCUUAGGAUCAGAAGCAGCAUUAAUUUCAAGAUUUUCCACCACACCUGUAUCCAAUAUGACGAUACAUUUGCAGAGUAGCAGUGCCAGUAGAAGUGCUGAUAGUUGUUCAAAAUAUAUAACCACUAUUGCAAUUGACCCUUUUCAUCCAAUUACAUUAGGUUACCGCGCCUCUAUCAUUUUGGUGACAAACCCUUCUAUUACCUAUUUCGUAUUUGAAAGGUUGAAAAGAAUCUAUACUAACAACAACUGUCACACACUUAACAGUUUUCAAAUAUUUUUACUGCCUGCUUUAUCGAAGAGUAUAGCUACCAUAAUCACUUAUCCAUUUAUACUAUUGCGUACUACUAUGAUUAAUGACCAGCAUCAACAGAAGCAUAACACAUCUGCAAAAGUAGGAAGUAGUAGUAUGGUAGCUACAUAUAGAAAAGUUGUGAACGAAAAUGGUUAUUUGGGCCUAUAUAGGGGCAUGAGAUCUCAAAUUUUGAAAGGGUUCUUUAAUCAAGGCAUUAUGUACAUGAUUAAAGAUUACUUGGCUAAUUACCUAAAAUUAUUGUUUUACUAUCAAACUUUUCGGAAAGUAAAGCCAUUACAAAUAAAAGUCGAACUCACAUAUAUUCCUCUUGGUAUCUCACUUUCUUGGUACAAUCUUUUCAAGUCAAGCUGA
Mycotypha africana is the source of this 1041-nucleotide messenger RNA. RefSeq names its product mitochondrial carrier domain-containing protein. NCBI's taxonomy places the organism in Eukaryota, Fungi, Mucoromycota, Mucoromycetes, Mucorales, Mycotyphaceae. The transcript has 3 exons. Bases 1 to 1041 code for a protein of 346 amino acids. The record is from RefSeq and is a predicted model, not a curated record.